AUGGUGGCCUUAAAGGAUAUUUUACUUGGUACGUCCUACUUUAUCGGCAUCGUCGCUGCAAAAUAUGUGAACACGUCUUCUCCAACUACCACCUCGUUUUCAGGAUCUUUGAGCUCAACGAUUUCAUCUUCGGUGAGCUCUUCAACCACUGCUUCGCCCACUGCUUUCUUUUCAAAUGUUCAGUUGGUGGACGCUUACAGCGGAACAAACACUUCAACUGAUAGAAGCCAUUGGUUUAUGAUUGAAGCAGAACUGUAUGCCUCUGCAGGCUUUACUGAUAGAUUGUAUCUCACAGUUCCAAAGGAGUUAAGCGACUUUCCGUCCGGGCCAUUUGACCUAAUUCAAGGUACGAGUGUUGUUGGCUCCAUUAGUUACAACUCGCCUAACGUGUUCUCAAUUGCCUUCUCCAAUAACACUGAGCAAGCAAUCAGUACCACCUUCAAUUUCUUGGCUAAACUAUCUUCUGACGCUAUCGAAGCAAUCGAAUCACCUCAAGCGAUCGACUAUACCUUCGAGGUGUCGGGCGGAUCAUCAUUUGUUUCCACGAUUGAUUAUAUCGCAGAAAGUUUGUCAGUAUCUUCAACAAACUCUGGCUCUGACAGCAAUGGCCGUGCAUGGUUUACUUUAGAUAUUCCUAUGUCGGAAUAUCCUGGCUCCUUUGUAUUUGGUGCUGGUUUCCCAGGAUCCACUGCUUAUGAAUUCGACCCAUCACUUACGACCAUUCAAGUUGUUACGGCAGUUGAUGGGUUUAACCAGCCCACGAAGAUGGUAAAUAUCACUGCAGCAGUGGAUUCAUCAGACGAAUCGAGUAUAAGUUUGAGUUUGAACACGCAAAUAAGCGGUGGGAAAUAUAUUCGGAUUAAGUAUUUCACUCAACCAAUCGCUGAUACUUACAUUGAAAGCAUCGCAACUGUGAAAUAUCCCACCCUCUCAUCAUACAAAAGGGAAAUUUCCAUUAUCUUCGAGGAAUACGUUUAUCUGAAAUCCAUUGCCAACUUAAAUCAAUGGGGCGAAGACAUUUCAGUUAUGACGGAUUCAGAUUGGUUUUCGACCAUAACAACAACGAACACAUCCAGUUCGACAUCAACACCAACGGCAACUUCUGGUUCCGUGACUGUCUUCAACAUCACAACUGAAACUUCUGCCACCUCUCAAAUCGAAACAGCAGCUAACAGUACACUUCUAAAAUCCACCAGCACGCCUUCCACUGGUUUUACAUCGUAUCCAUCAUCCAACACUAGCACCGUACUUCCUGACGCAACCUCAACUUCGAACUCAACAGAGAACAUGACUUACACAGUUAUCACCGAGUCCAACGGUGCAGAAAUUACUGUUUACACCAGCUUCUUCCCUGUUGCUACCUUGUCUUCCAUGUCAUCGAAUGUAUCCAAUUCACCAACCACAACAUCGUCCCCAAGUUUCAAUUCAACUGGUGUGUCAACGAGCACUUACUUGAGCAAAGAGGUCCUCACGGUUACCUCAAACGGAGAGGUAACCGAAAUCUCAGAAUUGAUCCCUGUUAGUACGAUCGUUUCGGCUACAUAUGCGUUAACUAGCCAUUCUCCAAGCAGUACAGUUUCCACUACUCAUUUAUUAGGCUAUUCGGAUGAGAGUUCAACAACUUCGAAAAGUUUACCAGCUAGUUUAACGACCGAGGUAUUCACGUCUAGCUACUUAUCCAGUUUGGUGUUUACAACUACCCGCGAUGGACAGGUAAGUGAAUAUACAACAUGGUUCCCAGUAGAGACACUGUCCUCCACAGUGAGGACUAUGGCAGAGCCGGACUACGUUCAAAUGACAAGGAGCAAGGAAAAUUCAUUAUCUUCGAGUGCCACAAGCACAACCUCCCUUAAAAUGACAUCGACUAUAAUCACGCAAACAGAGGGAGGCAAAAUCAUUGAGUUUACCAGUGUGGUUCCAUGUGAGACGGAGGUAUCAUCUUUGUCUCACACUUCUUCUAAGCUUUCCAUUUCUUCAUCUUCUACAGAGUUGUCAUCCCAAGCCCAUGCUACAUCAGCUACGUCCACUUCUUCAUCCGCUGAAUCGGAAACUACACAAACGAAUGAUUUCAGCUCAGAGUCUAGUUUGCCGCUAACGAUCUCUACCACAGAUGCGACAACAACAGCAGAAGAAUCAGCUUCAGCAUCUCAGUCUCCGGAUUCUAGCAGUUCGCCAGUACCUGUUUUGUCCACCAUAACAUCAGUCUCUGCCAAUGUUAUUCAGGCUACUGCUGCUGAGCAAGUAUCAACUCUAAUCUCAGUAUAUGGGGGGUCUUCAUUGGGUACAGAAACAAACAAUACCUCUUCCAUCAUAAUAUCUAGUUAUGAUGGUUCGGGCAACCGUUUGAGUGGAGGCAUUUCCGGGAUCAUCGUUGGCUUCUUUAUAUUCCUAAUAUGA
Messenger RNA from Lachancea fermentati, 2397 nucleotides. NCBI's taxonomy places the organism in Eukaryota, Fungi, Ascomycota, Saccharomycetes, Saccharomycetales, Saccharomycetaceae. The record is from the annotation of a GenBank genome assembly.